Molecule: messenger RNA, 404 nt
Organism: Staurois parvus
Lineage: Eukaryota; Metazoa; Chordata; Amphibia; Anura; Ranidae
Source: the annotation of a GenBank genome assembly
AUGUGCCACUUUCAGGUCUCCUCACACUGCUGGUGUGUUGAAUUUUUUGACAUAGGGUGCUGGCAGAUUACGGGCCUCCCAUAGCUGCUGCCAGGCCCCUAAUCUGCCAUGGGCCCCUAUAUACCGCCUCCUCAUGCUGCUGCCAAGUCCAGAGUCUCUCAUGGGUCCCUGUACGGCCUCCCAUUGCUGCUGUCUCCAUCGCCACACUCUGCCAUGUGCCACUUUCAGGUCUCCUCACACUCCUGCUGGUUUCCAUUUUGUCAUAGGUUGCUGUAUGGCCUCCCAUUGCUGCUGCCUCCACCGCCACACUGUGGCUCCAAACACUGGUUUUGGCCCCGUGACUGGCCAUGAGUGAAGUGUGCGGUGAUUCUAAGAUCGACGGCACUCAUCUGCAUGUCAUACUG